UUGCUGUUGCCGGUGCCGCGGCUGCACCGGCGGCGCGUCCGGCGGGGAGGGGAGGGGAGGCAGCGACUGCGACGGCGGGCUCUUGUCGAGCGCCCGGUGCGGAGCGGGAGCACCUGUGCCUGGCGGCUCCGCGCAGGUGUCCGGCCCUCUCCCCGUCCCUGCAUGAGCGACGGGGCGCAGCCGCCGCCGCCGGUGGCUCUGCCCGUACCCCCGGCGUGGGGAAGUUACUGCCCGCCUGCCAUUUUGGUGCAGCCCUCGCCUUCGGCCGAGGAUAUUCCGCAUAGUUAUUCAUAUCCAGGACAGAGUAUAUAAUGGGGAGAAAACUGGAUCUUUCUGGCUUGACUGAUGAAGAAGCAGAGCAUGUGCUCCAGGUGGUUCAGCGAGAUUUCAGCCUUCGUAAGAAAGAAGAAGAAAGGCUGAGUGAAAUGAAGCAGAAGUUGGAUGAAGAGGGUAACAAGUGCAGCAUCCUUUCCAAGCAGCAGAAGUUCAAUGAGCACUGCUGUAUUCGCUGCUGCUCCCCUUUCACGUUCCUUAUCAACAGCAAGCGACAGUGCCAAGACUGCAAGUACAACAUCUGCAAGAGCUGCAGUUCUUACCAGAAGAAGGAGAAGGCCUGGAUUUGCAGCGUCUGCCAGCAAGCAAGGCUCCUAAGGACCCAAUCUCUGGAUUGGUACUAUAAUAAUGUCAAAAGCCGCUUUAAGUGUUUUGGAAGUGCCAAAGUCCUGAAGAACUUAUACAAGAAGCAUAGACUGGAGAGUGGAGUUUGUCCUGAUGUAACAGAAGGAGGUUUCUUUGAAGGAAGCUUUGAAAAUGAAGGGAGCAUUUGUGGCAGUGACUCUACAUUCUACCGACAGACAGAAGGACACAGCAUGAUGGAUACCCUUGCUGUGGCCUUACGUGUUGCAGAGGAAGCAGUGGAAGAAGCUAUUUCUAAAGCAGAGACCUACAGUGACAGCCUGGACAAGCAGAACGAGGCUUGUUACUUGCAGGAACACAAGGAGGACCUCAUAGAAGAGCUUGCCACAACCAUUGUGCAGAAGAUUAUAAAGAAGCAGAAAAGCAAAACUGAGCAGGCUGAGGCUGACUUUGAAUGGCCUCCAUCCAGGAGCAGUGGCCUGGCAUCUGUUGCUGUCUCAGAUCAGAGUAUGCUGACUUUUCCAGGGAGCCGCAGGGGGUCCUACACAUUAUGGAGGUCUCAGUCUGCAUUCUCUCUGGCUAGUGAAGAUAUGCCCAGUAAAGGACUAGACCCUGCCUCAUCUGUGACUGAGGCUCUUUGGAGGCAGCAGAAAGGACAAUUCAGGAACCACAAGGAACGCAAGCUCUCUGCAUUACCCAGCUGGAAAAGUGUGGACAGGCUAAAUGAAACAAAUCCACCUUCUGUUUUUCAAAGCACUGACGGAAACUGGGUAGCUUUGCAGAACGUCACUUUGCCUCGGCCUCGAAUGCUCGCCAAACCAAAGAGUCAAGUAUUCAAAGCUUUGGAGAAUGAAUCCAACAUUGUGUCCGCCUAUGACGAGAUGGGCUCAGACAGCGAGGAUGACUACGACUGGAAUGUGGCCUUGAACAAGCUGCGCCGGAGACCUCGGCAAUUACCAGACGAUUUCUAUUAUACCAAUUCCCAGUACGGUACUGAAUGGGUUUAUGGCAAUGAUCAGUACCAGGCAGUGACCUCUCCUUCCUCUGGCUUAUACACCAAUACUGAGACACUGUUCUCCGAUUCUGAAACAUCUUCAGUAAACUCUUCCCAGGAAGCCAAAGGACCUAGCAAACUUCUCUGGUUACAAAGCAGAACUCAAAGUGAUAUGCCCAGAAUGGAAAAAAAACAUUUCCACGGAGAACUGGAUGUAAAUUUCAAUCCACAGGCAACCAGUUUGGAGUAUUCGGACAGCAGUGAGACGGAAGAACUUAAUUAUGAUUUGGAAAAGAGAUCCAGAAGGUGGAGAAAGAACAAAGCAAUUUCUGAAGAAUUAUGUGAAGGAAAAAAUCGCACAAAAACCAACAAGAUGAAUUUAAGUCAGGGUUUUGAUGAUUUAUCAGAAACUGAUAUAAGCAGUGAGGAUCAGCAUCAUAACAUCAAGCCUGACCUUGUGGAAGAGGAGCUUAAAUCCAGGUUAUUUCAGCUUGCUGCUAAAAUGAGUGACAAGGAAACAGAUUCUGGUGAAGAACAAGAGUCAGAACCUAUAACAGACCAUGAAAACCAAAAGGAGAGUUUGUCCUCAGAGGAAAAUGGCAGAAGUAUUCAGGAAGAGUUAAAGAAGUUUACAGGUAAGGUUUGCCCUCAAGAAUCCCAGGCCCCUGAGACCUAUGGGAGAGUCUGGAGCAGUGAAGACUUACCCUUGGUAGAGGAGGAUCAGGAAAAACAAAAGGCUUUUGAUCUUCAUUUAAAGUUGCAGUUUUUAUCCACUGUAUUGCAGCAGAAGUACUCUGCUGUCUCUCUCUGCAACAUAUCUACAGAGGUCCUGAAAGUCAUCAAUGCCACUGAAGAGCUGAUAGCAGAAUCCACUGGUCCCUGCGAUUUCCCAGCUGACAUUCAGGACAGAGGAAGAGGGACGUUCCCACUGGGGACAGACCCCAUCAGACUCGAUGAGCAGCUCACCACACUGGAAGAAAACGUGUACUUGACAGCUGGCACGGUGUAUGGGCUGGAGGGGCAGCUGACCAACCUGGAGGACGCCGCACGCAAGAUCAACAGUGUUACUGCAGAAUCUGAGCUGGCCGAUCUGGAGGAUCAGGUGGCCACAGCAGCCGCCCAGGUUCAUCACGCGGAGCUUCAGAUUUCAGAUAUUGAGAGCAGAAUAUCAGCUCUCACUGUUGCAGGCUUGAAUGUGGCUCCAUGUGUUCGCCUGACAAGGAAACGGGAUCAAAAGCAAACAAACCAGAUGCAUACAAUAGACACAUCAAGACAGCAGAGGAGAAAACUUCCAGCCCCACCAAUAAAAGGUGAAAAAAUAGAUGGUUCUCCAGUUACCACUGUCAGAACGUUUAACAGAAACUUCAUGCUUCAAGGAUCUCUAACACAAAGAGCUAAAGAGAGGAAAAGCACUGCCAAGGACUUAAUGGAACCUGCUAUAGGAUCUGCUGUGAUGUACUAAACUUACACUUCCCUACUGCCAAUAACACACUGCCUAAGGCUGUACACUAGAGUGCCUUUACUUAACAGCCAUUGUGUAUGUCCAGCUGAAAAUGGACCCUCAAGAACCCACAAUGCCUCAGUUAUAGGGCUUCGUUUGGAUACCUCACUGAGAAAGCUGUCCAAGUCUUCAGCAUUGUGGUCUGCUAAAGGAAACUCUGCCUUAAAGUUCUCAUAAGACUCUAGAAAGGAUGCUGAGUUUCAAAAGCAAGGCUCCACAUUUUAAGAUGCACUUUUGCUCCCCAUUGAUUGUACUAAAGUAUGUCGUCUUUAAACUGCAGUAUGUUUUUGUAGAUGAAGUCAAUCAUAAUUAUAGGCCAAUAUUUCAUAUAAAAAGAAAGAACAAAGCAGACCCGUGAUCCAUAUUUGCUGGCCUCUUACUAUUCACCUAGGCAUCCAUCUUGUCAAGCAAUAAGAACAACUCUGUGCAGCAUCUGCUGCUUUUCAGCUGCGUGGUGGGCGUGGAGAAUCAGUGUACCUAGCUCUGCUCCCAGUGAGUCAGUGGAACUUUUGACCAGGUUUGUAGAAGGAGAUGUGAUGCGCAAAGACUCCUCUGUUCACUGAGGGUACACUUGGCAGAGUUUAAUGUUCUAGCCCCAGAGCUAGGGCUUUUGCUCUUGGCAGCAGGGGAAACACAGAUGUCAUGUUGAACUGUGAAUUGGUGGCAGCACAUAUGGACAACGUGUCUGUUGAGUUACGAUCCUGGCGUCUGGAAAUACCUGAACACUGCUGUGAAACCCACACCUUCGUAUGUUUCAUUCUUCUUGGUAGCAUUGUCUGCUUGGUGGUGUCCAACCAUGCUGUAGUUCAGAAUAAAUUCUGACUAAAUCUUUAAGACUGGAAAAAGAAAGUAAAAGCAUUGUGGAUGAGACCUCUGCUGACUGGCUGGUGGUAGUAGGAUGGCUGCAACCUUCUGCAGUUUCCUCAUUCUGAGGCGGGGGAAAAUGUAGCCCGGAUGGCUCUUCCUUUACUAGUCUGUAGCCAAUGUGGAGUAGCUGGGGCCCAUCGCGGGUGCCAUAUGCAACCCACUACCAUUGGGCCCCUCUGAAUUGGACUGUGAAUAGUUAAAUUUCUCUCAUUUCUUGAGACCUUUGAAAGGUGAGCCAAACAGGAAGGCCCUUGAGCAGAUGUCCAGGAGGGAAGAUGCUGCUUACAGGGUGUGCCUCGCACCUUUUUUAGGGAGGACCAUGCCAAUUUGUGGUACUUUUUGCUCUGAGGAAUACAAAGGAGAGGUAGUUAGAGGAGGUGAUAGGCCAGUGAAUCCCUUAUCUUCCACACAAAGUGCAGAGCAGGUACCCAAAUGCAGACUGGGUUGAUGUGAAAUGUGCUGUGAAGGAGGGUAUGGGCUGGCAAGUUCCCCCUCAGCAUUAAGGAGCGGUGAGCUCUCCCGAGAGCAGCGGGUGCCAGGGACGGGGGAGAGCUGCUGCUUUCCCUGCGCUCCCAGCGAACACCCACUGGCAGAGUGCUGCACGUUACCUACCAUGCGGCAGGAAAGCAGUCCUCUGGGACACCAGGCCGUGAAGCAUCUGUGGUUGUGCAAAUAUGAGCAAAACUGGGCAAAUUUCCUGGCUAGGCUGGAUUUAGGGGGGCAGGUGGGGAAGGUAAGGAAUGGCUGGAUGGGACGGUUGGAAAAACAGUGCCAGUUGCAAAUCUGCCACCCGCAUUUGACAUCACGCUUGUCAGUAAACUAAUGUCCAGCUGCAUGUAAGGAACCCUCGGAAUAACUACAACCAUCUUCCCACCUUGAAUACAUAAGUGUCACUCCAUUCCUUCAAGGAAUUUCCAUCUGCCCAAGAUCUGACCCGAUGUGUUGAUUCUGCGUGAAAUUACGCCACCUUCUACUCUCACACAAUACUAGUUCUCUGGAACUGGUUUGCACAGAUGUGAGAGCAGAAUUUGGCCCACUCUGUUUAAUAUAUAAAUAUAUAUAUAAAAUGAAUAGAUUUUAUUUAUAUAUGCAAUCCAGUAAAGGAGAUUAAACAGAGUAGGAUGCCUAGUAAUUUUUUUUGUUAUCCCGUCUCCUCCCCAUUCCUCAACUGUUCUCGUGUAUGUGUACAAUACAUUCCCAGGUUCUGGUUUAUGCAGGUAUGCGUGUUAUGAAGUGUCAUUAAUGGUGGUUGGUCUACAUAUUUGUCUAAUAAAUAAUAACUAAUA
This is a messenger RNA of Phalacrocorax carbo (great cormorant), 5284 nucleotides long. NCBI's taxonomy places the organism in Eukaryota, Metazoa, Chordata, Aves, Suliformes, Phalacrocoracidae. The record is from RefSeq and is a predicted model, not a curated record.